CACGACCCGCCAAAGAGACUUCAAUUUCACUAUUCCAUUAGGUGCAGGUGCCCAGCCAUGCGUUAAUAUGUGGGAUGAAGGGUGCAUCAACGGCCAACUCCCUGGAUCAGGUGGUGACGACGACUACCUGAACGGGAAUUUCAACCCCGGUAAACGCUGCGUCAACGUAUGGGACGAGGGGUGUGUCAACGGACAGCUGAACGGGGCUGGUGGAGACGACGACUACCUGAACGGGGGUUUCAACCCCGGUAAACGCUGCGUCAACGUGUGGGACGAGGGGUGUGUCAACGGACAGCUAAACGGAGCUGGUGGUGACGACGACUACCUGAAUGGCGGUUUCAACCCCGGGAAACGCGCGCUACAAGCCUGGCUUCUAAAAGUGCACAAAUCAAAAUCACACCAAUAAUGCAGUUGCAUUGUAGAAAAAAACAUAAAUUAUACGUAGA
Molecule: messenger RNA, 446 nt
Organism: Aricia agestis (brown argus)
Lineage: Eukaryota; Metazoa; Arthropoda; Insecta; Lepidoptera; Lycaenidae
Exons: 5
Coding region: 68-406 (112 amino acids)
Source: RefSeq, a predicted model, not a curated record